AAUUUUAGUUUUUGUUGGGGUUUUGUAAAGGAUUUUUUGUGCAAAAUAAAUGAAGGCAGAUAUAAAUUAUUUACAUAAAUUAUUCACCAAAGUCGAUAGCUUAAAUAGAAAAGCGAAAAUGUAUAAAAUACGUUUAACAUUUAAAAGAAGAUAAGUUCGUUGUAAAGUUUUGAAGGAACAAAAUAUACAACAGCGACCAUUGGAGAAGCUCGCCGAUAAUAAUCACACGGUCAACUAAUAACGUUACAUUAUCGAAAAGGAGCCGACCAUUGCGGAAAAAAGGUGCAAAAACUAGCUCACAGUCCCACAAAUAUAAUUUGACACACUUCGAAAAAUCGAGUAAAGCAGUAAUUUUCAGUCGGAGAAUAACAAAUAAACAAAAUGGUUGAUCCAUUUCUGGCAAUGAAUUACAAUGUAUUGGAAGUGAUCUUCUCCUAUUUGGAUUUACGCGAUUUGCGAAAUUGCGCCUUAGUUUGCUGGAAUUGGUAUCACUUCUUGAACGAUGAAAUUUCAGAGGUGUGGAGAAUGCAUUGUUUGCGAAAGUUGCCACAAGAGGCAAUCAAAUCAGAUUUGCUGACAUCUUUAACGACAUAUAAAAAAAGAUUACGCGCUUAUUAUCACGCCUGGAAUCCAAACGAUUGUUCACGUAAUGUGUAUAUAAAACCUAAUGGUUUUACAUUACACCGCAAUCCCGUCGCUCAAAGCACAGAUGCAGCACGUGGUAAAAUCGGUUUUCGACAAGGACGUCAUUCGUGGGAGGUGAUAUGGGAAGGACCGCUGGGCACGGUCGCUGUUAUUGGCAUCUCAACAAAGGAGGCGGCGUUACAAUGUCAUGGCUAUGUUGCUCUACUAGGUUCAGACGAUCAAAGUUGGGGCUGGAAUUUAGUGGACAAUUUGUUGCUGCAUAAUGGUGAUGCGCAGGGCAAUUAUCCGCUGCUAAAUAACCCACCAAAAUAUCAGGUCGGUGAGCGGAUACGUGUCAUACUUGAUUGUGACGAUAAUACGUUAUCCUUUGAAAAGAACAGUGAAUUUUUAGGUAUAGCGUUUAAAGGUUUGCCAGAUAAGAAGCUUUACCCCACAGUGUCUGCAGUAUAUGGCAAUACGGAGGUGUCGAUGGUGUAUUUAGGACCGCCUUUAGAUGGCUAAAUGGCCUGUGUGUAUUUCUACUAAAUGGGUGUGGUAAAAUAAUUAGGGAUGUGUGCACCUACAUAUAAGCAAAUGGUAUAUAUCUUAUAUUAUAUAUGCCCAUACGUGUAAAUGAGAAGGUUACAUUUGAGUAGAGACAGUAAUUUCAAAAGUGAAUAUUUUAUACUUUUCCAAAUGUUAAAAUAAGUAAAAUAUCUGAUAAUUAAUUUUCAUACGUAAAUACUUACAUAAAUAUAGCCGAUCUAUUUUAGCUUCAAAGCGUGAUCUAAUAUAAAAUUAUGUUUUAUCUUGAAAUCGAACGACGCUAAAUUUUUCACAACAGUUUUUCAAUACACAUCCCUAAGACGAGCUUACCACUUACGUUCAAUCGCAAAAACGAAAAUUAUAAUCGUAACAACAGUAGACCUUACAAUAACAAAUACAUAGUUAACGUAUAGGAUUUGUAAAAAUUAUCUUUCUUUUAGACAAAACACAAACUCAAAUUUAAAUGCUCUUAAAAAAUCACUAACAAAUCUUUAGUAAUCAAAGAGAUACUAAGAUGUUUAAGAAUGAGAAAAUGAAAUAAUGGCAACUCGUAUGCAAUACCUGCAGCGAACCAUUUUAUUUAUUUUAUAACAAUUUAGAUGUACACAGUUUGUAAUUAAACCCAUUUUUUGAAUAAGAAUCAGUUACUUGAUGUCAAACCAAAGAUUUGCGGGGCAGGAAAAAUACCUUCGUCCAUUCAUAUCGUUGUCAACAUUUACAAGCGUCAUAAAUGUUUUAACUGAGCAUCUACAAAUUGUUUUGAAAUUAUGGCAUAAAUACAAAAUUAAUUAGUAAAAAUGUAUGCACAGACAUUCCGAAAACGUUAAGCCAAUUCCAUUUGCAUAAAAAAAUAUUUAGGCGCUUUUGUGCCUGAAUUGCAUUUAAAUUUAACUGAAAACCUUUUAUUUGUAGUCUUUCCAAAUCAUGACAAAUGAAAUGUCGCUAAAUUUGAGUAAGAAUUAAAUUCGAUAUUAGUUUUUUAUUGGUUUUUUUUUUCAACGAAAGACACCAAAUACUUACCCCUGAACCAAUGAAAUUUUUUUAUACUUUAGAUAUGCGUUACAGUUUAUACGUGCAAUAACUAAUAUUUUACAGGCAGGGUUAAAUAAUUAAGAUGCGUAAGAUAUAAAUUAAGCGUUCAAUACAUACUUGUUUCACCAGCUUCCAACACUACUACAAAAAAUUUGGGGAAAUGCUGCAGGUAUGAAAGUUCUCGCCGGUUGGUCCAGUAGCACAGGUACGAUUGUCGCCGGAACUUACAUGUACCUCAGUUUAUCACACAUACUUAUAGAACAUUUAUAAAUCCUCAUGAAUAGCGCACCAUUUCACAUGCGCCUCAUUGUAUGUGCACCUUGCAAUGUGACUUUUCAUUUUACAUAUAUAUUUUUACUGAAUUGACUUCAAAUAGUUGUCAGCAGAUUCGAACUAUAGCUUUUACAUAAAAAAUUGUUUUAAACAUUCAAACUUCGUAUAUUCUUUGUAAUUAAAAAUUAUGUAGGUCAUUAUUAUUAAUGUAUAUUUUUAAAUUGACACUGUUAAUUAAUUUCAUAAGUCCGACUAGUCCACGUAUUCGGUUUGUGUUUUCGUGCUGAAUGUAAAUAUAAAUUUAGUUAAUUUUAAGUUAAAUAAAGUAUGAACGCGUAUUUUACACAUAUGUAUACACAUUCAAUUAAUUCCUCCUUCCCUUAUUCUUUCCCACAAAAACAUACCAUUAGGUUAAGCGAAAGAGUACAUGUAAAUAUGCAUAAGAAAAAAAUUAAAAUCAUAUUUGAACUUCAAAUAAAAAUGUGCUAUUUUAUUAGUUACAU
Messenger RNA from Anastrepha obliqua, 2978 nucleotides. It is a transcript of the gene Fsn, whose product is annotated as F-box/SPRY domain-containing protein 1. The transcript is spliced from 4 exons. Gene Ontology annotation, cellular component: synapse; SCF ubiquitin ligase complex. The record is from RefSeq and is a predicted model, not a curated record. NCBI's taxonomy places the organism in Eukaryota, Metazoa, Arthropoda, Insecta, Diptera, Tephritidae. Gene Ontology annotation, biological process: proteasome-mediated ubiquitin-dependent protein catabolic process; synapse assembly involved in innervation. Gene Ontology annotation, molecular function: protein binding. Bases 382 to 1146 code for a protein of 254 amino acids.